GCUUUGAGGGACAGCCGGAGAGGUAAACAUGGGAUUGGGGCUAUUAUGGGCCUUAGGUUCGGGAAAGAAGCGAGAAACUAGACAUGUGGAUACAAGGUAACAAAAAACAACCGUGUGGAUGAUGUAGAAUAAGUGUGUGGCCCCAUGAGCCACAUCACUUUUUCAGAAGAACAUGGCUAAAGCAAAUAUUGCCCAGGAUAUUAUCCAUAGGCAAAUUCAGGAGAGGAAAGCAAGGAGUUUUCAAAGAAGUCAUCAUGUGACUGACCCCUUUAUCCGUCGGCUAGGACUAGAGGCAGAACUGCAGGGUCACACUGGCUGUGUCAAUUGCUUGGAAUGGAAUGAAAAGGGGGAUUUGUUGGCUUCUGGUUCUGAUGACCAACAUAUGAUGCUAUGGGAUCCAUUCCAUCACAAAAAGCUUUUGUCUAUGCAUACAGGACAUACAGCCAAUAUCUUCUCUGUCAAGUUCCUCCCCCAUUCUAAUGAUCGAAUCCUGAUCACAGGAGCAGCUGAUACUAAGGUCCAUGUCCAUGAUGUAAAUUCUCGUGAGACCCUCCAUGUCUUCUCAGAACACACCAAUCGGGUUAAGCGCAUUGCCACAGCACCCCUAUGGCCCAACACUUUCUGGAGUGCAGGAGAGGAUGGCCUUAUCCGGCAGUAUGAUCUGCGGGAGAGUGACACUCACUCUGACGUCCUGAUCGAUCUUACAGAGUACUGUGGGCAGCUGGUGGAAGCCAAGUGUGUAAGCGUCAGCCCCCAGGACAAUAAUUGCUUGGCUGUUGGGGCUAGUGGACCUUUUGUCAGAUUAUAUGACAUACGCAUGAUUCACAGCCACAGGAAAAAUCUUCAGCAGAGCCAGUCUGGGCUCCACACGUUUUGCUCACGACAGAAACCCAUUCCAGAGGGAGCUGCGCAGUACUACGUGGCAGGCCAUUUACCUAUUAAGCUUCCGGAUUACAACAACCGGUUACGUGUUUUGGUGGCCACAUAUGUAACCUUCAGCCCAGAUGGAACUGAGUUGCUAGUCAACAUGGGAGGAGAGCAGGUGUACCUGUUUGAUCUAACAUUCAAGCAAAGGCCUUGUACUUUUUUACUGCCUAAAUCACACCAUAACUCAGGAGAGGUGCAGAAUGGAAAGACCUCAACCAACGGUAUUCAUCGAUAUAGUAAUGGGUUCCGUAUAAGUGACAACAAGAGCCUGGUGGGGCAAUCUACCGAACUACCUCCACACCUGGAGAAGGUGAAACAAAGAGCCAAUGAUGCUUUUGCUCGGCAGCAGUGGAGUCAAGCAAUUGAGCUUUACAGCCUAGCAGUGCAGAGUGCUCCACGCAGUGCCAUGCUCUAUGGAAAUCGUGCUGCAGCUUACAUGAAACGCAAGUGGGAUGGUGAUCAUUAUGAUGCACUGCGGGAUUGCCUACAGGCCUUAGCACUAAAUCCAGCCCAUCUGAAGGCUCAUUUCCGACUGGCCCGCUGUUUGUUUGAACUCCGCUAUGUGUCAGAGGCAAUGGACUGUCUUGAGGAAUUCAAAGCCAAGUUCCCAGAGCAGGCACAAAGCAGCGCUUGUGAGGCUUUAGACAGAGACAUCCGGGUGGCCCUUUUCUCCAAGACAGACAACCAAGAUGACAAAAAGGGAGGUUCAGUACGCUUGCGUCCUGGUGGAAGAAAAGAUUCGCUAUCUGAGGAUGAACUGCUUCUGAGAGAGAAAAGUUUGGACUAUAAACACAGAUACUGUGGCCAUUGUAACACAACAACUGACAUCAAAGAGGCCAGCUUCCUUGGCAGUAAUGCACAGUACAUAGUGAGUGGCUCUGAUGAUGGUUCAUUCUUCAUUUGGGAGAAGGACACGCGUGCUCUUGUCCGGGUCCUACAGGGGGAUGAGUCUAUUGUAAACUGUCUGCAGCCGCAUCCAAGCUACUGCUUUCUGGCCACCAGUGGCAUAGAUCCGGUGGUUCGACUUUGGAGCCCCAGGCCUGAGAGCGAAGGUCUAGAUCGACGGGUGGUACAGGAUAUGGAAGGAGCCUGUCAAGCCAACCAGCGGAGAAUGAAUGCUGAUCCCUUGGAGGUGAUGCUGUUGAACAUGGGUUACAGAAUUACAGGACUGAGUGGGGGAAGUUCAGGUUCUGGUGGGGGAGGAUCUGAUGAUGAGGACACCAGCGAGGGACAAGUGCAAUGCAGGCCUAGCUAACCCAGUGAGGAGGGAGGUGCAAGGGGCCAAGGUGGUGGGACAUGUAUAAGGAAUAGAAAAGUGAAACUUGCUUAUGUAAGACAGAUACCUGUUUGGCUCACCAGUUUGAUUAUAAACUCCAUAUAUCUUCUGGCUCUACCUAUGAGUCUUGAUGCAUUGGGUUAAGAAUGGAAUGAGCUCAUCCCCACUAUACAGAACUCCCAUUAUGCCUCUCCUCCGCAAACUCCAUAAUAAAUUUGAUGCCGAGCAUUGCACAUGUUUCUCUCUCCGUUCCGGAGUUAUGUCUAUUGCACAAAAGCGGACACCAUCAUGGAGUUAAAUACAGAGAAGAAAAAUAUGUCCUCCAGUAGGAGGAAUGAGCUGUGCUACCUGGAGAGCUUGUUGAAACCCAAUAGCUCCAAUUCUUCAGACAUAACUUUAUAAUAGUGUUAUAGGAAAUCAGCAGCUGGAUCUCCUAAUUUUUUAGCUUGACAGUGUUGGCCUCUGAAGCUGAACUGCUUGGAAGACUGUAGCACAAAGUCUCUGCAAAAGUAUAGCUAAAAAAAUGUUCUUGUCUCACCAACUGUGAGGCUUGAAGGAUUUUAUAAAUAUAUGAUGGUAGCUGACAUGCUAGACCUGUCCAUAAUUUAAUGGGAUCUACAACAGCAGUGGGUUUACUUGGGAUGGUUCUAGGUUUUCUUCUUUAUGGCUUUGCUUUUAAGCUUGUAUUCUAGACUCAGGUCUAGAAAGGUGGCUUAUAAAAUUAACGUAACACUGAGAGACAAGGUUAUUGAAAAGCCCUUCUCUAGUUUGCAUUCUAAUCUAGAACCAGCUAGAUGGCUCCAUUUGGUUUAAGGAGUAGACGCAGAACACAAAAGUGUGGUGUGGUAUUGUUCUACAUCACAGACUCCUUGUAGGGUUACAGGCCCUGCCAAAACUUGAUGGGAUUUUUGCCAAACUCCCUCAGUUUUUUUCUAAAGCUGCGUUGUAUGUCUGCGGGUGGCUGUUCCAGUUUGUAUUUGAUGUAUAUCUAUGAAUAAAAGUUUCUUUAUUUCUGAUCAGAAUUGAAA
Messenger RNA from Bombina bombina (fire-bellied toad), 3231 nucleotides. Its product is annotated as WD and tetratricopeptide repeats protein 1. Gene Ontology annotation, biological process: negative regulation of fatty acid biosynthetic process. NCBI's taxonomy places the organism in Eukaryota, Metazoa, Chordata, Amphibia, Anura, Bombinatoridae. The record is from RefSeq and is a predicted model, not a curated record. The transcript is spliced from 16 exons. Gene Ontology annotation, cellular component: cytoplasm; Cul4-RING E3 ubiquitin ligase complex. Gene Ontology annotation, molecular function: protein binding. The coding region runs from base 173 to 2182 and encodes 669 amino acids.